Messenger RNA from Sciurus carolinensis (gray squirrel), 846 nucleotides. RefSeq names its product olfactory receptor 7E24-like. The transcript has a single exon. NCBI's taxonomy places the organism in Eukaryota, Metazoa, Chordata, Mammalia, Rodentia, Sciuridae. The coding region runs from base 16 to 846 and encodes 276 amino acids. Gene Ontology annotation, cellular component: membrane. Gene Ontology annotation, molecular function: olfactory receptor activity; G protein-coupled receptor activity. Gene Ontology annotation, biological process: G protein-coupled receptor signaling pathway. The record is from RefSeq and is a predicted model, not a curated record.
GGACUCUUCCUGUCCAUGUACCUUGUCACAGUGCUUGGGAACCUGCUCAUCAUCCUGGCUGUCAGCUCUGACUCCCACCUCCACACCCCCAUGUACUUCUUCCUCUUCAACCUGUCCUUGGCUGACAUUGGUUUCAUCUCUACCACGGUCCCUAAGAUGCUGGUGAACAUUCAAACUCAUAGCGGAGUCAUCUCCUUUGUGGGUUGCCUGACUCAGAUGUCUGUUUUUAUCCUUUUUGGAUGUAUGGAUGGUACAAUUCUGACUGUGAUGGCCUAUGACCGGUUUGUGGCCAUCUGUCACCCCCUGCAUUAUCCAGUCAUCAUGAACCCUCAUCUCUGUGUCAGGUUAGUUUUGGUGUCUUUCUUGUUUGGCCUUUUGGACUCCCAAAUGCACAAUUUGAUAGCCACACACUUUUCCUACUUCGAGAAUGUGAACAUCACUACCUUCUUCUGUGACCCUUCUCAGGUCCUUAGUCUUUCCUGUUCUGAUACCCUUACCAUAAAUAUACUCAUGUAUUUUAUUGGCACCAUAUAUGGCUGCCUUCCUCUCUUAGGGAUCAUUUUCUCUUAUUACAAAAUUAUUUCCUCUAUUCUGAGGAUCCCAUCCUCAGGUGGGAAGUACAAAUCCUUUUCCACCUAUGGGUCUCACUUGUCUGUUGUUUGCUUAUUUUAUGGAACUGGCACAGGAGUGUACCUUUUUUCCAACAAGUCAUCUUCCACCAAAAAGGGUAUAGUAGCUUCAGUGAUGUUCACUGUGGUCACCCCCAUGCUGAACCCCUUCAUCUACAGCCUGAAUAACAGGGAUGUUAAAGGUGCCCUGAGGAGACUGCACAGGAGGACCGUGUGA